ACACAAACCAACAAAAUCUAAAUCCAUUCCCCUCACAGAAAAAAGCCUUUCUCCCAUAUCCUUUAUUUUUUUUUUUUUGUCUUCAUCUUCAUGAUCCAAAACUCCAACGCCUCCUCCCGCCGGAUUCUCACCUUCCCGGCGGUUCACCCAUGCCAAAGCAUCGCUCCGACAACUCUCCUCGCCUCUCUAAUCGCGCUCUGCCGCUCCGCCUGCGACUACAAAUCCAAGUCGUUCGGCAGCAAUGUGAGGAAUGCACGCGAAACCAUUCGCCAGGUCGGCAACCUCCUCCUCCUCCUCCACGAAAUUCGGCUCUCGUUCUCCCCGAUCCCCGACUCGCUCCUCCUCGGCCUCUCGGAGCUUCACCUGACUGUCCAGAAGGUGAUCUACCUCCUCGACGAUUGCUCCCGCGGCGACGGCGCCCGGAUGUGGAUGCUGAUGGAGUCGGAUCGGGUCGCGAAUCAUUUCCGGGUUCUGGUUCGUGAGAUGGCUACGGCUCUGGAGGUCCUGCCGUUGGAGGUUCUCGAUCUGCCGUGCGAUGCGGUGGAGGUGGCCGAGCUCGCGAUGAGGCAAGCGAGGCAGACGAAAUUCCAAGUCGCAUCGGGUGACCAAGCAGCCAUGGCGGAGGUUUUGACCAUCUUGCGCAGGUUCGAGGGCGGCGAUGAUGUCCCCGAUCGCGGAGAGAUCAAGCGGGUACUGGAUUACAUCGGGGUGAAGAAAUGGAGCGACUGUUACAGGGAGGUAAAAUUCUUGGACUCUGAGAUUGAGUUUCAUUAUUCCAACAAGGAAAUGAAAAGAGAAUUGGAUGCGUUGAGUAGCUUGCUAGGUUUGAUGAACUACGCUAGGUGCGUGCUGUUCGAUUUCGUAGACGGCAAAUCGGAUCCGCCCGUUCACUGCGAGGGUGAAAGCCGCAACGACGAGUUGCUGGGUUCCCUCGACGGUGACAGUUUCCGCUGCCCGAUUUCUCUUGAAAUUAUGAGGGAUCCUGUCAUAAUCGAGACCGGGCAUACUUAUGAUCGUUGCUCGAUUCUGAAAUGGUUCAGGGCUGGAAAUGCAACCUGUCCCAACACGGGGAAAAAGUUGUCAAGCACAGAGCUUAUACCUAAUGUUGCUCUGAAGCAAUUGAUUCGGCAGUAUUGCCUUGCAAAUGGAAUCCCAAUUGCUGAUUCCAGUCGCAAGACCCGGGAUAUAACGAGGACGGCGGCUGCAGGCAGUUUGGCUGCAGCAAAUGCUAUGAAAGCUGCAGCUAGUUUUCUUGCUGGCAAGCUCCUAGGUGGAGAUUGUAAAGGGAGGAACAAAUCAGCUUAUGAGAUCCGGCUUCUUAGCAAAACAAGCAUUUUUAACAGGUCUUGUUUGGUGGAAGCUGGAGUUAUUCCGUCCCUUAUGGAAUUGUUGUCCUCAGAAGACGACGGUACUUCUCAGGAGAAUGCCAUUGCAGCCCUUCUGAAUCUCUCAAAGCAUUCGAGAAGCAAAGCUUUGAUUGUUGAGAAUGGAGGGUUGAGAUCCAUUGUAGAUAUCUUGAAGAAGGGAGUGAAGGUGGAGGCUAGGCAGCAUGCAGCUGCAACAGUCUUCUAUCUCGCUUCAAUUGAGGAGUACAGAAAAUUGAUUGGUGAAACCACAGAAGCUAUCUCGGAUUUGGUAGAGAUGGUCAAAGAAGCAAACUACAGGGGGAAAAAGAAUGCUCUCGUUGCAAUCUAUGGGCUGCUGAUGCAUCCAGGAAACCAUUGGAGGGUUCUUGCAUUUGGAGCAGUUCCUUUACUUCUCGAUGUCCUGAUCUCUUCGGACAGAGACGAGGUUGUGACGGAUUCUUUAGCUGUUCUAGCAACUCUGGCUGAGAAACCUGAGGGGGCACAAGCGAUUAUUAGAUGCGGAGCUUUGCCUCAGGUUGUAAGGAUUCUGGCCUCUACCAAUCCAAGGGCCACAAUGGAGCACUGUGUCUGCCUGUUGCUUGCUCUAUCCAUCAAUGGUGGUGAAGAUGUGGUGGCUUAUCUGGUGCGUACCCCUUCUCUUAUGGGAUCAUUAUAUUCCCAACUCAGUGAAGGCACAUCUCGAGCAAGCAAGAAAGCCGGUGCUCUCAUUAGGGUUCUUCACGAAUUCUAUGAAAGAACCUCCUCCACUUCAAAGACAACAGUUCUUCCUCGGGAGCAAUUUGUUCAUGCGUGGUAAACCCAAAGCCAUUUUUAUCAUUUGGGUAUUCCACAUUUUUUCAUUCUUUUUUGUAUCAUUUCCAAGCAUCUGUCAUCUGUAUAUACACUUAAAUUGUGUAGAGGAUGAUUGCUCUCUUUGUUGUUGUUCACAUUAGCUCGGGUUUUUGAAGAGCUAACAACAUCACAUUGUCUUGGCUUCUGUAUUUUUAAAAUGAAGCUUUGUACAAAACUGCAUAUCUAUUCUGUUGUAAUUCAUUUUCCUGUGUUGUAAAUGAAAUGACUCUCAGUGUUGUAAAAGUAUAAUGUGCUACAGAUUCUCAUAUUUGAUAUACAAACAAGGCCUUCUGGUCAGCUUGAUUGGAUGUGUUCAUGCUUCGUCAGCUCGACGAUCUCAUUGAGAUGUCAAAUAUAUAAACAAGGCUUCUGAGUCAGCUUGAUUAGAUGUGGCGAUGCUUCGUCAGCUCGACAAUCUCAUUGAGAUGUUGAGUGCUUUCUCCAAUCUUGUCACCACCUUCUCCAUUGUUGGUCUGUCCUGCUUACCACCUGAGCAUGACAGGGCUAGAUUGAAUAGAAUCUCAAACGCUUCAGUAGAAUACUCCCCGUUAAGUUUUAGGAUCACCAAAUUCUGAUAUAUAUUUCCCCCGUGACGGCUGUAUAGGAGGCCUGCAAAAAGUUUGAACUGAAGAAGAUCAAGACCUGAAAGAUUUAUAUGAAGUGUAUGGAAGAAAUCCAUAUUGGCUUUUGAUGGAAAUCUAGUUUCUUCUACUUCUUUAACUUUUUAUUGAGCUGCAUAUGUAUGUUGUGAUUCAUGUUGAUCACCUUCUGUCCAGAUAGAAUUUUUUGCAUCAGCACUAUCCCAAAGCUGUAGACAACCCCCUUAGCAUUUACAUGGUGGUUCCUCUGAUACUCAGAUUCCACAUAACCAAACGUUCCCCUCACUUUUGAACUCGCAAAUGCCUGUCCCAGGUUGAUAACUUUGGAGAAUCCGAAAUCCAACAGCUUCGCUUGGAGAUUGGAAUCAAGAAGAGCAUAAAGAUAUAUACGUAAU
Messenger RNA from Linum trigynum, 3192 nucleotides. The record is from the annotation of a GenBank genome assembly. Lineage: Eukaryota; Viridiplantae; Streptophyta; Magnoliopsida; Malpighiales; Linaceae.